CAAUCGCAUAAGACAUCGACGUACAGUUCCACAUUUAAAAAGUACGCUUAUGGAAUAAAUGAAAUCGGAGCGAUUCACUUGUGAGACAAAGACGUGGAAUGUCCAUUUCGCGAAAGUUUAAUAGUCUCUAUUUCACUGCACGUCUAACUAAAAACAAGUCGCUAAUAUUAUUGGCUAAUGUUUACAAAAACAAAACAAUUUAUUUACCCUACGCUUUCCAGAACAUUAAAGUUGUAUCUAGCCAAUAAAAAUAAUUGAAAUCAUCGGUCGAAAAAAAAAUGCCAUUUGAGAAAGUCUUGAGUUACCAUCAAAUUAUGGUCCAUCUGACAUUAAAAUCCCUGCAACAAUUCGAUACAGUGCGUAUAUCAAGAGUUCGAACAGCCAAUAAUCACGAACGGAACGGCGUGACGUCAAAGUCCCGGUAGAAAAGGCGCGUUGGGUUUGCUCACGUUUGGAGAGGGAAGAGCGCAGGGAACCUCACUGUCUUCACUGGAUUAUACAAACCAAAAGUGUCCUCAACUCCUCCUCCUUCUCAAUCGCUUACAUGCUGAUCCUACUGCAUGCGGGACGAACAACAACAGGCUCUUAACACAGCAAAUGCUCUAUAUGUCAGGACAACCAUCUCAUUUGUUAGAACAAACCUUUGAGGUGAUUUUUUUUACCCGUAUCUAAUCUGAAGCCUACUGAAGUUGGACAUUGUUGGUGUGUGUGAUGACACAACUGUCGUGGAGGAGGUGAAGAGACGAGGAUGAAGAUAUAGGCUAACCACUUGCACAAUCUGAAUCGUCACUGUAGUCGUUGCUCCCAGGCAUUUCGGGAUUAUAUAUUUUUAUUCUUCGGCGAUGCAAUAACGGAUUGUUUUUGUGUAAUGACCAGCAGCAGCCAUGCUCCAAGACUGAUUUCUGAAAAGACAAGAAAGAAAAACUGAGAUCUUACACUGGCAAAUGCAUGUCCAAAAUGUGGUAACUGAAAGUUACUCAUGAAGAAAUAGGAGGGUCCAGUGUCACACAUGUAGAGGGGCUUCAGUAGCUGGUAUGUCCUCAAAGCUCCGGAAUGCUCUCAUAGGCUAAACCAAUCCGUCUGUACUGGGUGCAUGCUUUGCGAUCUCAUAUUCUGGUGCAUUUAAAAGAAUCUAUCAGAAUACGGAGUUGACAUUUCUGAUAAACGAAUACCGUUUAGACCGAGCAGAUUCUCCAAACGGGAAUUAUUUCACGUGAGAGAGAGAGACAGGUCAUAUGAACUGCACAGGGCUAGAAGUGCGUCUCACGGAAAUCUUGGGUUGCAGAUCUGACGGAAACACGUGCUAUUCGGUCUCAUCUGCGGCAACGAUGCUUUUCCACGGUCUGCCUGGAGGCGAGAUGCAUGGUGUUAUGGAAGAAAUGGAGCGGAGAGGAAAGAGCGAUUCGGCGACUAUCAGCUCGGCCAUAGAUAUGGGGGAAACAGAGACGAACAUGCCUUCCAUCAGCGGGGACCGGGUGGCUCUGUGUGCGGGCUGCGGAGGCAAGAUCUCGGAUCGCUAUUACCUGCUCGCCGUGGACAAGCAGUGGCACAUGCGCUGUCUGAAGUGCUGUGAGUGUAAACUCAACCUGGAGUCUGAGCUCACCUGCUUCAGCAAAGACGGAAGCAUCUACUGCAAAGAAGACUAUUACAGGUUUUCGGUGCAGAGAUGUGCCCGGUGCCACCUCGGGAUCUCGGCCUCGGAAAUGGUCAUGAGGGCCAGGGAUUUGGUGUACCACUUGAACUGUUUCACCUGCACGACUUGCAACAAAAUGCUGACGACUGGGGACCACUUCGGCAUGAAAGACAGUCUGGUGUACUGCAGGCUACACUUUGAAUCGCUCAUCCAGGGAGACUUCCCCACACAUUUCAAUCACACGGAUGUAGCGCCUAAUAAAGGACUGGGCAGCACGGGCCCUCUAGGACUGUCUUAUUAUAACGGCGUGAACACGGUGCAGAAGGGCCGGCCCCGAAAGAGAAAGAGCCCUGGGCCCGGAGCGGACUUGGCUGCUUAUAAUGCAGCUUUGAGCUGCAAUGAGAAUGACGGAGAUCCGAUGGACAGAGACUCGCAGUACAGCACCAGCCAGAAGACGAAGCGCAUGAGAACGUCAUUUAAACACCAUCAGCUGAGGACCAUGAAGUCGUAUUUUGCCAUCAACCACAAUCCUGACGCCAAGGAUCUGAAACAGCUGGCCCAGAAAACUGGUCUCACCAAGCGCGUCCUACAGGUCUGGUUCCAGAACGCUCGGGCCAAGUUCAGACGAAACCUCCUGCGUCAGGAGAACACAGGUGUGGACAAGGCCUCGGACGGGUCGACCAUGCCUGGAGGAACACCGUCCGGACCCGCCUCUGAGAUUUCCAACGCCUCCAUGAGCCCGUCCAGCACCCCUACCACCCUCACAGACCUGACGAACCCCACAAUGCCCACCGUCACCUCCGUACUGACCUCCGUGCCAGGCAGCCUGGACGUUCACGAAUGCCGGAGUCCAUCGCAGAGCACCUUAACUAGCCUCUUCUGAUGCUCAGAUACGACAGACAUUUGCACAACACUAUCACAGUGACACGUCACCUUCUUCUGCUUCCUCAUGGGUGUGGCUUCAUUACCGGGUCUCAACAGCCAUCUAAAUCAGAAAUCGUGUUUGCAAAGCAUAGUUCCGUUCUGACACAACUAGUCGUUCACACACUACAUCUGUCCGAUACAUAAACCGAUCUACCUGGGCAUCUUUUGUACCUUUGCAGAUGUGGCCAAUUCAGACUUUAUGAAGACUAUGAAUGGAGAAAAACAAGACUUAAGCGGAAAAGAGAAACUCUUUGUUUGGCCACGAGUCUCUUAAGAGUGUUGCAUCAAGUUUCACUAAAGGAUCUGUUGAUAAGUCUUUGAAACGACUGAUUUGCAUUUUUAUUUUUCCAUGUGUUGUCCCCAACCGUGUUUACAGAGAAAGACUGAGCUGCAGAAAUGGGAAAUUCAUUCGUUUGUCAACCUCUUAUUUAUGUUCAUGCACAGGGGUCAGUGUGAGGAAACUGGAUUAUAAUGUGAAUAAUUACGAGAUGAGAACAGCGAAACUUAGCCUGACUGUCACGUGCCUUAUCCUGCAGUGUAGUCACUGAAGCCCCUUUAGCAAUGCUAAACCAACUACAUGGGAAAAUGUGUAUUUUAAUUUGUCGGAUGAUGAAAAUGGUUGAGUAAAUCACAUGCACAAACACACAUGCAUACAGAGGAAGAUCUGAUCAUAUACUCUCAUUCCAACAUAUUACCUCACUCAGAAAUCACUGGAUCUGAUAGCAGUACGUAUGAAACCUGAGAACACGUUUCAAUCUCACGAGAUGACAAAAUGCACUGGGAGGGAAAAUGGCCGUGGAGAGUUUGUAAGAAGAAAAACCUUGAUCGUCAGAGCUCAUCACAAACAAACACUGAUUUAUGGAAUGAAACACUUUUUUUCCUUGUUCGGUUAGGUGAUUUUUUUUUUUCUCUCAACCAUUAAGAUGUGACAGUGUUGGAGACAGGGUAAAUGUUUCCAUGGUAACCAGAGGCUGCUUGUUGAAAUGCUGUACAGUUUUGACAGAUUAUUGAGAAAUUUCGAGUCCACUCCCUGCAGUAUCCCCUUUGAUGUAAAUCUUCAGUUCUGUAAAAAAUAUAAAAAAAAAAAAAUGAAUCACUAUUUUUUUGUGGUCCUCAUUAUUUCACCAAUUUCAAAGCAUUUUACAGAACUAUGGAAAGACAGCAAUGAACAUGGUGUUAACACUAAUGUCAAAAAUACAGUGAAACUGGACAUUAAUAGAUUAAGAUGAAGCCAGUUUGAUCGGUGUUGUCAUGGUAAUUUUUAACUGAGAAUCUUAAAACCAAAUGCACUUUGGUGUGAUCUGAUAAAACACACAGUGUGCCACAUGCCUGCAUUUCAAUAAACAGAAGUAAAUUAAUUCAUAUUGAGUGAAUUAAACAACCAAAAAUCAAUCACACAUUUAGAGAUUUUAACUCAUUUCUGUUUUGCAAAAGCAUGCUAAGCUCACUGUUUUUCAAAUUGUAUUUAACAGCAUUUCAGAAAUGACUAACAAAACCAACCAAAAACACACUUCUUUCUAAGCAAAGGUUUUGGCAGCUUUAUGAUCAGAGUUCCUCUGGGUCCUGAGCAGUAUUUGGCUUUAUCACAUGAAUAAACAGAUCAUAUGAAAAUAGCUUUGAUUAAACAUUGUAGAAGUGAAAUUUAAACAGAAAACCAAGGAACACAAUUGCUUUAUAGUAAUAUUAGCCAUAAAAUAACACUUUAAACUAAUUUUUAAUGUACACUCUAAAAAAUGAUGCCCAGUGGUUGGGUUAAAUGUUUGGUUGGUUUUAUUUAAGUCAACUAUUGUCAACUAAAAAAUUCUGUAUUGCUUGCUUAAAAUGAACCCAAAAUAUUUAUGGGUUAAAUAAAACUACCCAGCAGGUUGGACAAACAUUUAACCCAACCGAUGGGUUAAAACAACCCAAUCACAGGGUUUGUCCUUUUUCAAUCCAACUUGGGUUGUUUUUAACCCAGCAUUUUUAGAGUGUAUUAAACGACAAGAAAAUGUAAUGCA
Molecule: messenger RNA, 4554 nt
Organism: Megalobrama amblycephala (Wuchang bream)
Lineage: Eukaryota; Metazoa; Chordata; Actinopteri; Cypriniformes; Xenocyprididae
Gene: lhx2b
Product: LIM homeobox 2b
Exons: 5
Coding region: 1236-2516 (426 amino acids)
Biological process (GO): neuron differentiation; regulation of transcription by RNA polymerase II
Cellular component (GO): nucleus
Molecular function (GO): RNA polymerase II transcription regulatory region sequence-specific DNA binding; DNA-binding transcription factor activity, RNA polymerase II-specific
Source: RefSeq, a predicted model, not a curated record